Molecule: messenger RNA, 2373 nt
Organism: Bombina bombina (fire-bellied toad)
Lineage: Eukaryota; Metazoa; Chordata; Amphibia; Anura; Bombinatoridae
Product: zinc finger protein OZF-like
Exons: 9
Coding region: 165-1823 (552 amino acids)
Biological process (GO): regulation of transcription by RNA polymerase II
Molecular function (GO): RNA polymerase II cis-regulatory region sequence-specific DNA binding; DNA-binding transcription factor activity
Source: RefSeq, a predicted model, not a curated record
GUGUGUUUUCCCUGUUUCCGGGUAGUUCGUGCUUGUUGUAGCUGUUGCUAUUGCUAACCAGGCUCAUGCUACUGUGAAGAUCAUGUAUGAUACACGUCACUGUGUUUGUCAGUAAGGGAGAAACAUAAGAAUAUCUGACAAAUUCAGUUGCGCUGAACAAGACAAUGUCUGACGAGAUCGAGAACCAAACCUCAGACCUUCCUGAUGCACACAGAGGGCGUCUAGAGGAAAACCCGGGCACUUGGCUAUUAAAUGUGAAAGAAGAGGAUGAGACAGAUGACAUGAAAAGUCAUCAGACUGAAAUACAUUGGUCCCUCCCUGCCGAUGAAGAUAAAGCUGAUAUACUGAAAGUUGAGAUAACAGAAGAUCUGUGUGUGAGGCGUCAGCUGGAAGCACCAGAUAAGAAAACCAGUGACCGUAUCAGCCCAGGCUGUAUGGAUGUGAAGCCUUCAGAUGGCUCAGCGGUUGAACAUGCAGGAGAACCAUAUGUGUGUGUUAACGUGAAGACUGAGGAGGAUGAAGUUCUUAUAAAUAUGGCUACAGGUGAUAAGACUGAAGUCACACUUAAUGCUGAACAAGCAAAUGAUCUGUAUGCAAAUAGACAACAAAUAGCUGUGAAGCAGGAAAUCGGUGACAAUAUCAGUACAGGUGAUGUUAAGACUGAAGUUACACUUAAUGCUGAGCAAACAAAUGAUCUGUAUGUAGAGAGUCGGCUGCGAGCUGUGAAGCAGGAAAUCAGUGACAAUAUUAGUACAGGUGAUGUUAAUACUGAAGUCACACUUAAUGCUGAACAAGCAAAUGAUCUGUAUGUAGAGAGUCGACGGGAAGCUGUGAAGCAGCAAAUCGGUGACAAUAUCAGUAUAGGUGAAUUCACAAACUGUAUUAAUCCUAGUCAUGGUCAGAGUUCCGAUGCUGCUUUAGAUCUUCAUCAGAAUAAAAUAAGCCACAUGGGAAAUGUGUGUUCUGAAUGUGGGGAAUGUUUUACCAGCAAAUCACAUCUUACUAGCCAUCAGAAAAUUCAUACAAGAGAGAAAGUAUAUUCUUGUUCUAACUGUGGGAAAUGUUUUCUCAAAAAAUCACAUUUUUAUAGACAUCUGAAAAUUCACACAGGAGAAAAACCAUUUUCCUGUUCUAUAUGUGGGAAAUGUUUUACCCGUAAAGAAUAUCUUGUUGUUCAUAAGAAAAUUCAUACAGGAGAAAAAGAGUUUUCGUGUUCUGUUUGUGGAAAACGUUUUACUCUGAAAUCACAUCUUAUUAGCCAUCAGAAGAUUCAUACAGGGGAGAAAGCAUUUUCAUGUUCUGAAUGUAGGAGAUGUUUUGCUCUGAAAUCAACUCUUAUUAGGCAUCAGAAAAUUCAUACAGGGGAGAAAGUAUAUUCAUGUUCUGACUGUGGGGAAUGUUUUACUCGGAAAUCAACUCUUAUUAGGCAUCAGAAAAUUCAUACAGGGGAAAAAGGAUUUCAGUGUUCUGAAUGUGGAAAAUGUUUUGCUCGGAAAACAACUCUUACUGAUCAUCAGAAGAUUCAUACUAGAGAGAAGGCUUUUUCAUGUUCUGAAUGUGGAAAAUGUUUUACUGAUAAAUCAACUCUUAUUAGGCAUCACAAAAUUCAUACAGGGGAAAAAGGAUUUCCGUGUUCUGAAUGUGGAAAAUGUUUUGCUCGGAAAACAACUCUUAAUGAUCAUCAGAAGAUUCACACAGGAGAGAAAGAAUUUUCAUGUUUUGAAUGUGGGAAAUGUUUUAUUCAGAAAUCAACUCUUAUUAAGCACCAGAAAAUUCAUAUUAAAAGAAAUCAAGAAAACCAGGCCUUAACCUCGAGUAAAUAGGGUGACAUGUAGUGAUCAUUCACUGAUGAUGACUACAUGUUGUCUUCUGGGGUAUGCACAGUUAGAGCUGUUUGAGGCCCCCUCUGAAUCUCAAGUGGUUACAGGGUUGCCCCAGUGUGUUUGUCAUCCCUGGGGGAUCCAGGGUCCCUAUAUAGGUUUGAAUAGCCAAGUGAUCACCUGGUGUAAAUAAAAUGCUUUUAUUUGGCUAUAGAUAUAUGGGAGAGAGCCCCUAUGUGCAGAUCACAGUUAUAUAUUAAAGGCUCUUAUUUAUAUAUUGAUAAAUGCUUAUUUAAAAAUAAGCUACUGUUUACUGUAUUACAGUCAGGUGAUCACUGAGGUGACAGCGUGUACCUAGAUAGAAUUUAAAUUAACCAGGUGCACAGAGUGAGCUCCUACUUUACUUUUUUACUAUAUAGUUGAGGGGGGGCUCAUACUGUAUUAUUUAUAAUCUUUUUAACUGAAAUUGUAGUAAAAAAUGUUUUCAAAACCUUUGAUGUAGAUUUCUGAUGUUGUGAUAUUUACAUAAAAUAAAGGUAUAGUUUGAAUCUGA